Messenger RNA from Manduca sexta (tobacco hornworm), 7218 nucleotides. RefSeq names its product leucine-rich repeat-containing protein 24 (gene Noki). The record is from RefSeq and is a predicted model, not a curated record. The transcript has a single exon. Bases 414 to 2378 code for a protein of 654 amino acids. Lineage: Eukaryota; Metazoa; Arthropoda; Insecta; Lepidoptera; Sphingidae. Gene Ontology annotation, molecular function: protein binding.
GACAUAAUCGCUUGCGGUUAGAGCCAGGUAGAAAAUUACACUUUUAAAAUUCUUUCAACUGUUCGAGCUGAGUUGGGUCCUCGGUUCGGUAGCCGAGGAGCCGCAGAGCGGGGACGCGGCAGGGGGAGCGGAGCGCCGCGCCGUCGACGCGCAUGCGUUCAGCUCUUUUUACUCAGCCGAUUGGACGAUCUUCUCUUUCAGACCUCAGUUAAUUGAGAACCAUCGCGGGUGCGUACCGUGUCGACAUGUGCCGCUUGCCAACUUUCUCGAGCAGUGAUGUGAUACGAUAUCGUUGUAUUGCUGCAGUAUACUUUUAAAAAUAUUGGAUUAUUAAAUUUUGUACUGAUCGUGACGGACUUGAAUGUGUGAAAAGUUAUAAAAUAAACAUGUUAUAGUGACUAAACGUAAAUUGGAUGGCGAUAAAAAUGAAGUGGUUAAUCGUGACUUUAAGUGUGAUGGUGUCGAAAACUAUUCUGGGAGGUGUCGCCCCUCCCGGAUCAUGUCCUGCAGUGUGUGCGUGUAAAUGGAAAGGAGGCAAACAAACGGUGGAGUGUGUAGACAGAGCUCUUAUUACAGUGCCGGAGCCGGUGGACCCCGCUACGCAAGUGCUCGACCUUUCAGGAAACAAUUUGCAGAUACUGCCACAGGAAGCCUUCGCUAGGACGGGACUUGUUAAUCUACAGAGGGUGUAUCUUCGUAACUGUAAUAUUGGCCAAAUACAUGAUAGAGCGUUUAAAGGAUUGACGAAUUUAGUUGAGUUAGAUUUGUCACACAAUUUGCUAACUCAGAUCCCAGCGAACAGUUUUAAAGAUGCUCCCUUCCUCAGAGAUCUCACCAUGGCUCAGAAUCCAAUAUUAAAAGUACAUUCUGACGCAUUGAAUAACCUCGGCAGUAUGGUAAAACUUGAUUUAUCUAAAUGCGACAUUAGGGAUAUAGCUGCUGACGCAUUUAAAAUGUUGCGCUCGUUAGAAUCCUUAAAGCUAAAUCAUAACAAAUUACGAGAUCUACCUUUGAACUCGUUAGAGAAACUAGACAAGUUAAGAGCAAUAGACUUAUCGGACAACCCGUGGACUUGUGAUUGUCGGCUGCGAGAGCUCAAAUUAUGGUUGGCGAAACAUAAAUUACUUUCCACCCCAAGUUGUUCCGCGCCCACGAGACUUGCAAAUAAACCAUUUUCAGAACUAUCCAUUGAGGAAUUUGCAUGUAAACCUGAAAUAUUGCCAUUCAGCCGACAUGUUGAAGCCACUAUAGGAGAUAAUACGACGAUAACGUGUAGAACGGAGGCAGUUCCUAGUGCUAAUAUCAAUUGGUAUUGGAAUGGAAGAUUACUUCAGAAUGGAACUAAUUUUAAUUCGCACCAAAGAAUUUAUAUCAUUGAAGAUGGUGAGGCAAAAAAGAAAUCAGUUUUAAUUCUAACUAAUACGCAAGAAUCAGAUUCAAAUGAAUUUUAUUGUGUGGCUGAAAACAAAGGUGGGAAUGCGGAAGCUAAUUUUACUGUACACAUCACACAGAUCGCGGCGGGAAUGGCAUCGUUGGGAAGCGCACAAAUAGCGAGUCUGGGUGCAGCUCUGUUUUUAGUAAUCGUCGUUAUAUCCUUGGUUUUACUCAUUACCUUUGUAAGGUUUCGCCCGACGCCGGCUUGCGAUAGUAAAACACCUAACACGUUAGAUAGGGUGGUUUCUGGAAACGAGGUUCAUCCGUCUGUCACUGAACGACCUCAAGUUGCUGUCCUUGCGAAUAGACAGGAAAUCGCCAAUUUUAGUGACCCUAAGUGCAAUCCGGUGUUGAAGCCACCUCGAGCUAAUGAUAUUCCGUAUACAACAAACCAUUAUGAAGGGAGAGGAAGUAUUGUAACGUCCGGCGGCCCCGUGGUAGUCUCUCCAACAGUGUCUGCUUCUAUAGAUCCAGAUCUUAUCAAUGACACAAGGCCUGACAGCAACACGCGGCCAGGAAGCGGAGAGUACGCACGCGAGGCUUCGGAUUCCCUAUAUCCAUCUGGUCUAUGGGAUCAAAUGAAAUUGAGUCAGGCUAACAACUUGUCUCGUACUGUCAGUUCUGCUAUUCCUGCUUACUAUAAUGACAGAACUCCAAUCAUAGAGAACAGCAGUGUAAAUGGGUCCCAGGAAGAACUCGGGUACAUGAGCCGUACAUUUCCGCGGUCGCACGCGAUGGCUGCGACUAACAUGGCAGCGCAGGCCGAUGGUCCCUACCCGCCCGACUACGGGCUGCCGGUGGGCGCGGGCGGCGCUCGCACGCUGCGCGUGUGGCAGCGCGCCCCGCCGGUGCUGCCGCCGGUGUCGGCGCUCAAACGUGUCCUAACCAUCACCAGGCCGUCUGCCGAUGACGGCUUCCAAGAUGGCUGUGCUACUGAUGUUUAAUAACAAACUAAGCCAGUGUUACAUAUCUAGAGGAUUUCUGUAAGAAUUGUAAAUUAUAAAAACUAGAUAUUCUGUACUUAAGGCAUGUGUAAUUAAUACCUACACAGGUUGUUAGUAUAAUAUUUUUUGUAUGAUAUAAUUUAUUUAGACAAAUAAUGGAAAGUUACAUUGGAUCCAAAAGUGAAAGAUCCGCGACUGAUUAGUUGAAGAGUGUUAGUAAGUGUAAAUUAUUAUGUGAUAACUGUAUGUAUCUAUUGUCUAUGAUCGCCAAAUAAUUAAAAUAGGUACCGAGUAUUAUUAUAUAUAUUGUAUGAUAAUUGUUGAAACCCAAGUAAGAUGUUACGUAAAUAUUAAAAUACCUAUUACUAUACAUAUGGAUGAUGUGCAUAAUUGUCUUAUCCAAAGACCUUAAAACAAUAGGAACAAAUAUUACUGUACUAUAAUCGAAAUGCACGAUUAAUGUUGUUUCAUGUACCUACAAUUAUAAAUGUGUAAAUUUUAUGUUGAAAAAAUAAGAGUUUUAGCAUUAAAAAAAAAUUAACCAGGCGAUUGUAAAAUUAAUGUUUUGUUUGAAUUAGUUUCACCUUAUUAUCAAUUAAAACACAAAAGUACUGUACACAUACCUUGAAUAUACAUUUAUGAGGUGAUCCCACCGUCCUUUACAUAAUAUAAUUUAAUUUAUUGGAAUAAAAGCAAUAGAUACAAAAAAACAGUUAGAAAAUGAUUAACUCGUUAAAGCAUGCAAAUUAUAAUUGGUUGCAAUACGAAAAUUUAGAAAGAAACUAUACAUCGACCCUGAAUAAAAUCUACACUACUCACCUAUAACUUUGUAAACUAUUGUCAUUAAGAUAACACGUGUAGGAAAUGUGAUAAUAUGAUUUUAUUACUAAGUUCAACACAUUACCCAAGUUUCAAUUUAUAAGGUUGAAUAGAUUUCUGUGUUCCAGGUGAUCUUAAAAAAACUCAGUAGAAAUCGAUUGCAAGGAGUGUCACUGUCGAGGCGACAAAAAAGGUUUAAAGGCUCGAGCUUACCACCCACCCGAAGAAAACCGGUUAACGUUACUUCAUUUCCGUUCAAUUCAGCUUUUUUUUAUUAGAAACUGAACGGGUUUGGUAGAACUGAGAAUUUUGUGGUGAGCGCAGUAGAGCAGCGCGGGUCUUGUAUGAGUAGUUAUUAUAUAGGAAACUAAAGAGUAAAGAUAAAAUCACUUAAACAAGGUGGCAGGCAUUUUUUAAAAUUGAUUAUUAUUAUUUUGAUUUAUAAUGGUGUUGAAGGAUUGGUAAGUAAAUGAUAUGAAAACUUCGAAGCGUUAUGUUAAAACAAAAUGGACUCACAUCUAAAUCUCCGGCGUCUCGAUACGUCUUUAAGGAUUAUAAAUCAGUUAUAAAGUUCGUAAUAAUGAUAUUAUCAUCUGUGAUCUCACCACACUGAAAUUAUAUUAUAAUUUAAAGAAUACUGAAAAGAUCAAACAAAAAUAUUCCUUUUAUCAAACUUUUGUGGUUCUCAGAGUUUUUCAUGUUACAUAAUAAUAUUAUGUAUAAUACUUAAAUACAGAUUGUCAUUUGUCACAUCUAAUAUUUAAUUUUAUUAAAUCUUUGUUAAUAUACUUACAAUAGAAAUACAUAUAUAUUAUAUUUCCGCGAUGAAUUCAUUAUUAAUUAUCUGCAUCAGGUUGUAAUUUUUGGUAGGACAUUAUAGGCAGCUAUCUUAACCGAUAUAGCUACAAGAAAAUGAUCUUUGAAACUUAGAACUUGUGAAUAUAUUAGUGACUGCAUAGAUUAAAAAAUAAUUACAGGCAGCAGAAAAUGGGCAAUUUAUGCAAAAACUUUUUUGAUGCCAAUCAAUCCUGCUACUUUUAAGGAUCAAAAGAACUCCAUACAUUUUGUACGGAAUACUACUCUAAUUCAAUUCAAUCAAUGCCGAUUUCAAUGUCUUUAAAAAUGAAAGAUAGUCUCCUAAGAAAAAUUUCUUGUACCUACAGCGGUAAGAUAGCUGCUGUUGUAUUCCAAAAAUCCACCUUGUAAAUCUUCCAAUGAAACAGUCCAAAAUAAUUGUAUGAGAACGAGCUAAGUAAUUUAAAAACUAUUUCAGAAAGUAAGACUGGGACAACUAAAUAAGCAACAUUUUGUAAGAACAGCAAUCUUAUUUACCUACCAUCAAUGGCUUUGCGCUUUCUUCUCAUAAAAGCGAGGACUUUCGCUGACAAUAAUGAUGUUUCGCCGUACGCAACAAUGCCAACUCGGGCACAGCGAUCUUGAUUGUUUAGCUAAAAAUUUAAAUUGUAUACAGUUUUCGAGGCGCGCUGGUACAUACGUUCGUUGACAUAUUUCGUUUCGUAUUUACAGUUCUAGACUUCAUCAAUGUACUUUUAAUUUUCCCCUUUGUUUUACGGCUUUGAUUGUGUUUUGUAGCAUUUCGCAUUUUAUCAUAUAGCGGUAUAAUCAUUUUCUUAUAAUUACUUAACAUUUUAUGAAUACAUGCAUGAAAAAAAUAUUGUACACUUCGUCAUAAAAGAAAAUAAAUACAAAUACAUAUAAAUAUUUUAAUCAGGAGACAAGAUAUUGCCAAAGUUAAUAUUGUAAGUUUAACUUUGUAGCAAAUAUCCACAACGCGUGUAAUUAUAACGUCGGAAGUGGUAUUAAAAAUUGACAGGACGAUGAUCGAUUCUUAUUGGUGUGAACAGUGUAAAGAGAAAUAAAAAACACAUUUGGAUGCAAAUCGCUUCCGGCAAGUGAAUCGCCGGCCGGGCGCAUGAUGUCGCCGAUGCCAAUGAAAAUUGAUUUUAUUUUAGCGUUAUUGACAACUUCUGGCAUAAUUAAACGGCGACUGAAUAUUUUCCCCUCUGAGUUAAAUGCCUCUCCUUUGUGAACUCAUUUUCAAUUUAAAUUGCUUUGGUUUCAAAUGUUUCAUGCAUUUAAAUUUUAAAUGUUUUAUGGAAGGCAGCAAAGUUACCUUAUUGACGUAAUGCUCUUAUCAACUAUAGCAACUAUUGUUAACUAUAGCAACUUAUUUAUACAAACGUGAAAUAAAGGUUGUUUUUAGCGUAAUAUAAUUUACAAUUAAAAUAUUACAUCACAUUUUUCUCGAAAGGUAAAAAAUUUAACAAAUUCUUGCGUAAAAGUUUUGGAACUGUACCCAUUAAAUUUCGUAACGAAGUUAUGGUCUAAUAAAAUUGGUUUAUAGUUACAAAAUAAUUUCUUUAAUUAAUUUAUUACACAGGGUGAUAGGUCUUUCGUUUAAAAAAACUCGUCUGAGUUGGCAUCACAACCUUGAGUUACAUUAAAAACCUAUUCUACAUUCUAAGUUAGUUAUUUUUUUGCCUAUGGUACUGUAACGUUUUGCGACUGUAAUGUCAAAGAAAUAAUUUGAUUUCAUUUCAUAUUUUGUGAAGGAAACGGUAGCGGAUGGUUGGCUAAUUAGCACGUGCGCUGGCCACACCUAUUAGGUAAAAAGUUCAUAAGUGUUGAAUAUCUGCAAUACAAAACCAAGUUUUCGGACGUAGUCAAUAUCGUCGACAGCUGAGAUCUACAUGACAAGAAAACUCUACGUUAGUAUUCUGUGAGACAGUGGUUGGAGCACCACGAUUGAGUUGGCUUAUUACACAGGUCUAAAACAAAAUUUCUUUUCUGGUAUCUGUUUCAAUGCUUGAAUUCUUAUUUCUAAACAUCGAAAAACAUUCGGAUAUCCAUUUUUAACUCUUAAAGUUUGUUUUUGUCUGAUUUAUGUUGAUAAGUAUGUUUUGAAAGUUUUAAUUGAUUCGUAUGAGGAAUAGAUGGUAGCACAUUGAUCAUCUAUAUUGCAAAUUGUGCAUUAUUUCAAACGGCACUAAUGAGUGUUUACUUGUCUAUUACUAUUACAGUUGUAACAACCGACUUUUAUGUCGUACUUAGUUAGAAUAUGGCACCAAGACUGUGUAAACAAGAUGUUGAUUCCUUUUGUUUUAUUUGCAGUGAAAUUUAUUAAAGUAUAAAGCAAAAAAUUGCUUUGGCAAUGAAUUUGAAGCUUUGAGAAGCUUAUAAGGCUUAUUAUAACCUCAAAAUACAGAAUCAAGAUAAGAAACGGCCUCACUUUGCUUUUUAAAUUGGAAAACAUAAUGUGAAAACGAAACCAAUAGUAGAGUUUAAAAUAUAUUGACGCCACCGUUACAUAUAAAGUUAAGUCUGAUGAAGCACUUUGUGAAAGCUCUACAUUUUGAGGCUUUUAAAUAUUUAAAGAGAUUUUUUUCCCAAAUUAUCUGAAGCUAAAGUUAAAGCGGGUAUUUUUGUUGGACCACAAAUAAAACAAAUAAUGAGCAGCGAUGAUUUCACAAAAUUACCUAAUGCUCAUGAAAAACAAGCCUGGGAGGGUUUGAAAGGAGCAGUCAACGGUUUUCUUGAAAACCACAGAGCUGACAAUUAUGAAGAGUUGAUUGAAACUAUGCUUGAAAGUUUUAAAUUGAUGGGCUGCCGAAUGUCCCAUAAACUCCAUAUGCUACAUGCUCACCUGGACAAAUUUAAAGAUAAUAUGGGUGCCUAUUCAGACGAGCAGGGAGAACGUUUUCACCAAGAUGUGAUGGGCUUUGAACGACAUUACCAAGGGUACAACGAGAAUAUGAUGGGAGAUUACAUGUGGGGAUUAAUACGAUAAAGCCUAUACAUACAUAAAAGAUUCACUAAAAAUAUUAACUUUUGAACUUGAUUUUUUGUUAUUUUCUAUUUGUUUGCUAUUACUAGUCAUAAUUUUUAUAUAAAAAAGACGUCCAAUAAAACACUUUACUUAUCGAAAUUUUAAAUAGAAUUACAGAGAAAAUAUAAAAAACAACGUUUUUUUUAAACUCCGUAAAAUUGCUCUAGUUUCUAU